GGUUUCUUCCAUUCAUAAUGUUAACUCCCCUAGGUACAUACCUAGGUAGCUUAUGUGGGUUGUUUAUUCCCCGAAGCACCUAAGGUAUUUAGUUGCACCAAAGUCUCGGGACCAUUUUGAUGCAGCUUGGUGGAUUAUGACUUGUAGCUUAGUUAUCCCCGCAGCAUCCAUCCUGCUGACAACUCUAAUCCCUCAGUUUCCACUCCCUUAGGUCACUCUAUCGUUUGUAACUCCUUAUUGACAGUCAAAUCAAUUUUGUGACCAUGGCGGCGGUUAAACAGAACUCUGAGCUCAAGGAGCAGCUCCGGGCAAAGUUUGUGGGAAAGACACUUGAGGAGGUGCCGACUCCCUCGGUUGUGCUGGACCUGGCCAAGGUGGAAGUGAACUGCGAACGCAUGCUCGAGGCAACCGAAAGAUUGGGAUUGCUAUGGCGCGCUCACAUCAAGUCUCAUAAGACGACGGAACUGACCCGCCUCCAAGUUGGCGACGCCCUCACCACCCCAGUCUCCCUCAUAGUCUCCACCAUCACCGAAGCAGAAAACAUCCUGCCCCUCCUGCAAGAAUACCAAUCCCGCGGCCGAUCCGUCAACGUCCUCUUCUCCUUCCCCCUCUUCCCCAGCGCCCUCCCCCGCCUCGCCGCCUUCACCCAGACCCUCGGCGCGGGCACCCUCUCCCUGAUGAUCGACCACCCCGCGCAACUCGCUGCCCUCACGGCGCACCCCCUCCCCCACCCGCCACAGGUCCUGCUCAAGAUCGACACGUCCUACGGCCGGGCGGGCGUGCCGCCCGGCACGCCGGCCUGCACGGAACUGGUGGCGGCGGCGCUGGACGCCGAGCGCCGCGGUGUUUGCUACCUGCUGGGGAUUUAUUCGCAUGCGGGGCAUAGUUAUGCGGCGCGGGCGGGCGUGGAGGAUGUGUUGGGGUAUCUGGCGGCCGAGUUUCGGGGGCUGGCGGGGGUGGCGAGGGAGAUUGUUUCCGGAGGGGGGGAUGGGAGGGAGCUGGUUUUGUCGGUGGGGGCGACGCCGACUGCGACGGUGGUGCAGCAGCCGGGGGUUUUCGCUUCUUCUUCUGGGGGAGGGGAGGUGGAGAGGUUGGUUAGGGAGUUGAAGCGGGAGGGGUUUAAGCUGGAGGUCCAUGCUGGGGUUUAUCCGACGCUGGAUAUGCAGCAGUUGGCGACGCACGCCAGGGACGCGUCGCUGAUGACGGCGAACGAUAUUGCCAUUAGCGUUCUUGCCGAGGUGGCUUCUCUCUACCCCGGCCGCGGUACUCACGGCACAACCGAGGCGCUCAUCAACGCCGGCACUCUCGCUCUCGGCCGCGAGCCCGUCACAGACAAGGGCAAAGUUCCCGGACAGGACCAUGCAGGUUGGGGAUUCCUAAUGCCCUGGGGUUUGGACAACCCGGUGCCCGGCCCAGACUUCCCCCGGGUUCAUGACGGUUGGCGCGUCGGACGCAUCAGCCAAGAGCACGGUAUUUUGACCUGGCAGGGCAAGGGGGACGAGGUCCCGCUUCAAUACGGGCAGAGAGUUCGCGUAUGGCCCAACCAUAGCUGCAUCGCUGGUUCUGGCUUUGACUGGUAUUUGAUCGUCGAUAGCAGGAACAAGGGCCGCGAAGGCGAAGUAGUGGAUGUCUGGCCGAGAUGGCAUGGAUGGUAAACGUCGAGUUCCCAAGUAGCUUUUUACCGAGAAAAUUCGGCCACCAGUCGGUAGCAGCAAGUAGCAGCAAUGGAAAUGUUGAGAAUGGGUCAUGGAUAACUAUAUGAUGCUGCGUAACACCAGCCCUUUUGCCCAAGACCGGUUACCUAUUCAUUAAC
This is a messenger RNA of Chaetomium fimeti, 1813 nucleotides long. Its product is annotated as putative serine dehydratase domain-containing protein. Gene Ontology annotation, molecular function: D-serine ammonia-lyase activity. The transcript has 5 exons. The record is from RefSeq and is a predicted model, not a curated record. NCBI's taxonomy places the organism in Eukaryota, Fungi, Ascomycota, Sordariomycetes, Sordariales, Chaetomiaceae. The coding region runs from base 264 to 1655 and encodes 463 amino acids. Gene Ontology annotation, biological process: D-serine catabolic process.